This is a messenger RNA of Temnothorax curvispinosus, 189 nucleotides long. Its product is annotated as peptidyl-prolyl cis-trans isomerase FKBP14-like. Lineage: Eukaryota; Metazoa; Arthropoda; Insecta; Hymenoptera; Formicidae. The annotation marks the transcript as partial. Gene Ontology annotation, molecular function: calcium ion binding. The record is from RefSeq and is a predicted model, not a curated record. The transcript has a single exon.
GUAAGCGAUUACUUGCGGAAACAGGUGAUAGAAGCCGAGCAGGCUAGCGCUAGUGAAAAUGAAGCCGUGAAAAAAAUGCUGGCCGAUCACGAUAAGCUCGUGGAAGAGAUCUUCCAGCUCGAGGAUAAGGACAAGAACGGCUUCAUCUCCCACGACGAGUUCAGUGGGCCGAAGCAUGAUGAGCUUUGA